ACACGCACACACGCGCACACCCAUUAUAAAGACAGGAGCAUUCCUAUUCAUCUCACUUCUUUCCUGCAGGCCACAGAGGAAUCAGCUGCUGCGGUGUCAAAAUGGCAGAGAAAAAGAUGACAUUAAGCCGAAGGAAUUACCUCAAGAGCUUGCUGUUGCAGAUUGGUCAGACAAUGGUGGACGAGGCAGCUAAACAGGCCCAAGAGGAAAAGACCAUAUAUAUGGAGGAGAAUUGCCCAGUUCUCGCCCUCCCUGGCUGCAUGCAGGAGUUGCAGGAGCUCUGUCGGAAACUUCACAAGCAGAUCGAUCUGGUAGAUGAUGAAAGGUACGACAUGGAUAUGAAAGUGAAGAAGUCUGAAAAGGAGAUCAACGACCUGAAGUUAAUGAUUCAAGAUUUCAAUGGAAAGUUUAGGAAGCCAGCCCUGAAGAAGGUUCGGAUGUCAGCUGACGCCAUGUUAGCGGCCCUGCUGGGGUCCAAACACAAAGUGUCCAUGGACCUGAGGGGCAACCUAAAGCAAGUCAAGAAGGAGGCAAAGGAUGAGGAGAAACAGACUGGUGACUGGAGAAAGAAAAUCGAGGACAAAUCCGGGAUGGAUGGCAGAAAGAAAAUGUUUGAGACAGAGGCCUGAACCAGAGAGCUUUUAGAAUUAUUUUAGUGUUGACAUGUGUGACAUAAGUGUUUUAUAUGUAACCACAUUAUUCACAUUGUUGUGUAGAUCACACAUUCAAGGAAAUAUGUCAGGAAAAUGAUGAUCCAAGAUGGACAAAAACAACAAUCGAGACUAACCUGGUGAAAUAAAAGGAAAAAAAUGCAAUA
This is a messenger RNA of Syngnathus typhle (broad-nosed pipefish), 817 nucleotides long. Its product is annotated as troponin I, fast skeletal muscle-like. Gene Ontology annotation, biological process: muscle contraction. Gene Ontology annotation, cellular component: troponin complex. Bases 102 to 629 code for a protein of 175 amino acids. NCBI's taxonomy places the organism in Eukaryota, Metazoa, Chordata, Actinopteri, Syngnathiformes, Syngnathidae. The record is from RefSeq and is a predicted model, not a curated record. The transcript is spliced from 6 exons.